Cottoperca gobio is the source of this 4523-nucleotide messenger RNA. RefSeq names its product ral guanine nucleotide dissociation stimulator-like 1 (gene rgl3b). Lineage: Eukaryota; Metazoa; Chordata; Actinopteri; Perciformes; Bovichtidae. Gene Ontology annotation, biological process: Ras protein signal transduction. Bases 349 to 2625 code for a protein of 758 amino acids. The transcript has 17 exons. Gene Ontology annotation, molecular function: guanyl-nucleotide exchange factor activity. The record is from RefSeq and is a predicted model, not a curated record. Gene Ontology annotation, cellular component: plasma membrane.
GUCAAACUGUCCACAGUCAGAGACACCUCCCAGCAAGUACCGGUGGAUACAAACUAUUUCAGAGAAAACAAGUCGGUACAGUUCUCAUCUUGCCGUCUCGCUGACACUGUGUCAUCGGAACAGCCCUGCUAUGCUCGCAUAAAAUGUAGCGAAUACUUUGCAGUGAAAGUCGUCUUUUAAAUAUAAUACAGGCGCGUUAAUGUAGUUCCAAGCAAGAUAAUAAACAAAUAUAUUUUAUUAUAUCAAGAUGCAGCCCUAAACCUACUGUUUCGCGAGGUGGAAGCUUAUUUUCAAUUCAACAAUUCCUUGUCAAAAUGGAAAGCAACGCUCCUUAGGCUACCGGACGAGAUGGGAAAAUGGGAGUUAACAAUGAACCCAGUGCAAGAGUGGGGUGAGGAGAUCGAGGAUGGCGCAAUUUAUGGGGUCACACUGCGUCGGGAACCCGUCCCCUCCUGUCCCAACCCCAGUGAGGAUAGUCCAUGCUGCGCUUUUGUGCAGUACCGAACCUGCAAGGUGCGGCGUCUGAAGGCUGCUACCCUAGAUCUCCUUAUGAAUCACCUCCUCGACCCUGACUGCCAGGAGCAAGACUACAGCAGGAUCUUCCUCUCCACAUACAGAACCUUCACCAACACUUCAACGCUCAUUGAACUGCUCUUUCUGAGGGACAGCACUGCCUCAGAUCUUGACAGCAGUGAAUGUUUCAGCAGCCCUCUGUUGACCUUUGUCCAGACAUGGUUGGAUGAGUACAGUGAGGACUUCAGGGAUCCUCCCCUGCACACAGCACUCAGGCUGCUGUUGGAUCAUCUGAGGAUCAGCUCUGCAGUCCAGAGCAACAUGCGUAGCCAGCCCAACUUUAGCUCCUUGGCUGGGCAAGCUGAGGCACUGCUCCAGAGGUUACAGAGAGAAGAGGCUGAUACAAAUUUCAGUCCUGCCCAGGCUGAUCUCGAGCAGGAUGAGGAGGCUUCUGGUGAUGAGGAUUCAGGAUGUGAAAACUCUCUGGAUCAAGGUGGCGUCAUGGAGUUCUCCGCUGCAGCCAUUGCCGAACAGCUCACCCGAAUGGACUCUGCUCUGUUUGUCAAAGUGGUGCCGUACCAGUGUCUGGGUUGUGUAUGGUCGCAAAGAGACAAGAAGGAAAACAUGUCUCCAACCAUACGAGCCACCAUUGCGCAGUUCAAUGCCAUUACCAACCAGGUCAUCAUGUCCCUGCUCUGCUGGCCAACAGACGCCUCCUCCAGUCCCACUUCCCCCUGUGGGCCUCCCACUACACCAGCUCAAAGGGCCUGCAUCAUAGAGAAGUGGAUCAGAGUAGCACAGGAUUGUCGUCGGUUGAAGAACUUCUCCUCUCUCAGGGCGAUCUUGUCGGCCCUUCAGUCUAAUGCUGUUUACAGGCUGAGAAAGACCUGGGCUGUUGUUAACAGGGAUAGCAUCUCCAUGUUUGAAAACCUGUGGGAAACCUUCCCUGAUGAGAACUGUGUUCUGACCAACAGAGAGCUCCUGCUGGAGGACGGAGGCCAGGCGACUUUAAAUAACAUUUCUCCAAAGAUAUCGAAGCGGUGUCCGAUCUCCAGACAGAUGAGUACCUCCAGUGGAGUGGUUCCAUACCUGGGCACAUAUCUGACCGUGCUCACCAUGCUGGACACCGCUCUGCCAGACACUGUGGAGGUUGUGCUCAUAAACCUUGAGAAGAGGAGGAGGGAGUUUGAGGUUCUGUCACAGAUCCGUGUGCUGCAGGUGUCCUGCUCCCAGUACAACCUGCCCCAUCACCCCAGAAUCUCCGCCUGGCUGCAGGGACACAAGCUGCUCACAGACCAGGAGAGCUAUGAACUGUCGAGACAGCUGGAGCCUCCAGUGGACUUGUGUUCGCCAACUUCCUGGAGACACCGCACACUCACAAAGAAACUCUCCUCUCUCCUCACAGUGAGCGAUGGAUCUAAAAAGAUCCCGGCUGACCAGAUCAGUGUUUCAUCUUCUGGAUCCAGUGGAUCCGAGAUGGAGGAUCUCUCCUGCACAAACUCCACCUGCUCCAUCAGACUGCAGUCCUUUCACAGCUCUUGCAACAAUGUGUCUGAGGCCUUCUCUUCCUGCUCGUCCUGCUCGUCCUCCUCUUCCUCGUCCUCCCCAUGCUCCUCCGCUGCCUCCUCUGUAGACUCCCCCACUCCUUCUAGCUCCACCUCCUGCCGGACUGAUCUCUGCUCUCCAGCCGCGUCCUGCGGUGGUGCUCGGCCAAAGCCCACUCUGGCCUCCCACCACAAGCGCUCCGUGUCCAUGACCUCCCUGCCCCUGUAUAACCGUCAGGUGGCUGACUCCUGUAUAGUCAGGGUGAGCGUGGACCUCGGCCACAACAACGGCAACAUGUACAAAAGCAUCCUGUUGACGAGCCAGGACAAAACUGCCCAGGUGAUUCAAAGGGCUUUGGAGAAGCAUCACCUCGAGCACAUGAACUGGCAGGACUUCACGCUGACGCAGGUCAUCUCCCAGGAAAGAGAGUUGCUCAUACCAGACAAGGCCAACGUCUUCUACGCUAUGUGCACAAUGGCCAACUUCGACUUUGUUUUGCGCCAAUUCCCAAAAGGCCAGAAGAAACCACUCAGGGCCACGUCGAGUCUCGGACGAUACACAAAAUAGCACAUACAAAUCCUGCACCUGUCCGAUGAACAAGAUUCUUUCAUAGUUUUUUUUAUAAGUAUGUUCUCCAAGAUGGUCCAUCCUUUUUUCUUGGACACCAAAGAGGUAAACGUGCAAUUUUUAUGGUAACUGAUGAUGAUGCAAAAGCACUUUAAGAAGAAGAAUGCUCGCCUCAACAUAGACGAGCUUAAAAAACAUCUGGAUCGGACAUGCUUUUAUUCCCUGUUGGAAUAAACUAGGUAUGAAUCCUAUACAAAAAGAAGAAGUACCCAUUCUUUGACUUUUUCUCAGCGAUGUGUUGGUCACAUGGUUCUAAAUGUGAGGUUACACAUACUGGUUGAUUUGAUCUCUGAGACUCCUGCUAGAUAUCAACACAUGCCCACAUCAGUGACCUGACAUGGAUGCUGAGAGACGCAGCUGGGUGCCAUUAUGAAACCUGUGUGUUAAAAAAUAAAUGGGGGUCAGAUGCUGUGUGAAGGGCGUACUGAUGUGCCAUCUGAGGAGGGGACGUUCUCACCAGGGAGCAGUGUACUCGGGGAGUUUCAGCCCGGCUGCUGCGCCGUUGCUGUGAGACUCAUCAUGUGAGACUUUAGCAGCCCCGACUGGAAGGAUGGCAUUCCUGCGCCGGGUAACCGUGGCAGCAGCAAGAGACUUUGAUGGACGGGACGGGAUGUACAUGUGCAAAUGUCUACUAUAUCUAGAUGAGACGACACCAAGGGUGAACUUUUGUGUGUGUGUGUGUGUGUGUUUUCAGUGUCAGUACUACGACUAAGUAAGAUUAUUUUCUAACGUUUUGUAUGUGUUUUCACUCUGAUUCCACUUUGAUUAACACAUUGUGACGACUCACUAGGUGGCUUUAAAGGGAUAGUUUGGAUUAUUUGAAGGGCGGUUGUAUGAGGUACUUAUCUAUAGCCAGUGUAAGUGACGGUCGGCACGCUCCGCAGUUUGAAGAAACAGUAGCAAAGCAAUAUGCUGCAUUUUACAACGGGUUCGAAAGCGGCUCAACUCACAAUCAAGGACUAAAGGACACCUAAAAGAAAGAUCCACCAAAAAAAUAUCAAUGUCAGUUUAAGUGUACGCUAUGUCUAGAAUAUUGUAACUGCUUUACUUUGCCGUCAGAAAGCCCUUUCGGACGGGGAACUUGUGAAGUGAACGUUAUCUAUGCUCUCUUACAAGCCACCUGACUCCAUUGACAAAAACAGUGAUUUUACCUCACAGGACACGAGCGUCAGUUCCCCCUCGCAUUCAGUACAACCCAACGUCCACACACCCAAACUAACCCUCGUCCCGUUGUCUCUUGACUUGUUGUGACAUAUUUAGAAAAUCUAAUCAAACCAUGGCUUCUUUUAACAUGCUACUGCUUUGAUUAGUGAGAAUUUUAGAGAUGUCUUAUUUUCCGAUGAAUACUGAGAAUAUUUAAAAUGAUAAUAUUUAAAAUUUUAAGAAAAAUUGUAUUUAACAAAUUUGAUUGAGACUUGUGAAGCCUGGAUGUAACUGGUGCUUAAAUGGCUUGAUUUGAAGCCUUACGGGGAGUUUAGAUGUAAUCAUUUCAAUGACGUCAAUUGACCCCAAGACUCUGAUGACAUAGCUGAUAAUGAUCAUAUUUCUUACAGCUCACACUGCAGGGAGUAUUUGCAAAGAGGAAGAGUUGCACUUUGAACAGAAAUACUUGCUAAGACCCUUGCUCAAGGGCAAAGAUAGCUUUCGAGGAAAGACACAGACGUCUUAUUGACCUGCGCUGUCCAUACAGAUCUGGGGCAUGCAGCUUGUUCUUCACUCUUGGGAUUAUGAAGUAACUGUCACACUUGUAAAACAAAGAGAAAUAAAAAUCAGAUUUGAUACGUUGUAUGUAUAUUUCCACAUUUUAUUGACAACCUCCUAAUAAACACUUAAUCUGU